GUAGCCUGUGCAAUAUAUUUUAUCUGAAAUAUCGGCGACCCCUAAGCCUUAAUUAUUACAUAGAUGAUGGUAAAGAUUAAACUAGAAUAGAAACUAAUCAAGACAGUUAGUUCCCAUUUCUCUUGUUUUGAGCUGCUUAUGUGUUGCAUAGUAGAAAACUGGGAGCAAUAUAGCUUUUUAAAUAAUCUUAUUUCGUAAUUGAUCAGCCAGUUGUUCUGUAGCCCAAUUAGCAUCUCAUUAUGUUAAUUAGUGGCUUGCAAUAAAAUUUAUUAGAACGCACAACAAAUAUUUUUAAAUCAUAUAGAACAGCAUAUAAAAGUCCACAGACAAGCAUAUUUUAAACAAUUCUUCCUGUAGCACGUCUUUUUGCACCGUUUAACAGUUUUGAAAUAAAAAGAUUCAUAGUUGGAAAUCGUGAAAAAUAACAGGAGGACGAAAACAUGUCAUGGACAAUGAAUACAACUUCUACAGGCUCUGAGUUGAAACCUAUAUAUGAAGAUAAAAGUUUUGCAGAAUCAUAUGAAAAUGACGUAUUCAAAUCACCACGAAAUAGUUUCAUACAUGCUCCUCCACAAAUACCAAAUAAGGAUAGCGAUAUGGACGAACGAUGCCAGUACAUAAACGACGCUAUCACGUGGGUAAAAGAAGAGCUUACUAGCUUAAAGCAACAAGAUAAAAACUUGAUGCAUGCUUAUAAAGAUUUAAUGGUGACGAUGACCACCUUAAAGAAAAUGAACACAACAUUUCAAGAACAAGGUGUAGUCAUAGAAAGCAUGAACACCAAAGAGGAGUCUCCGGCUAUUGUUGACUUACCGAGACAAGAUUCCAGCGAGCAAAGAUACAAGCGUAUUGGUCUCGGUGCCGCAAGACUUUACUCUUACAGCUAAUGUCGAUAUAUGAACGUUUGUGGUGAUAAACAAGCUUAAUUUGCACGUUAUUUUUAUCUUAAAUUUUCUUAUUCUUUUGCGCUUUUUGCUAGGCAAAUUAAAUAGAAAAAAUGCAAUUAAUUUUCAGUUGAAAAAAUAACAAAUAAUAAAAGAUCCGGUCAUGCAAAUACUCUAAUUUUCUUCACAUUUCUUAACAUGGAGCUUUUAUCCAGCUAU
Molecule: messenger RNA, 1103 nt
Organism: Hydractinia symbiolongicarpus
Lineage: Eukaryota; Metazoa; Cnidaria; Hydrozoa; Anthoathecata; Hydractiniidae
Exons: 2
Coding region: 441-887 (148 amino acids)
Source: RefSeq, a predicted model, not a curated record